Messenger RNA from Ustilaginoidea virens, 2142 nucleotides. RefSeq lists its product as uncharacterized. Gene Ontology annotation, molecular function: ATP binding; protein serine/threonine kinase activity. The coding region runs from base 1 to 2142 and encodes 713 amino acids. NCBI's taxonomy places the organism in Eukaryota, Fungi, Ascomycota, Sordariomycetes, Hypocreales, Clavicipitaceae. Gene Ontology annotation, biological process: regulation of MAPK cascade; protein phosphorylation; intracellular signal transduction. Gene Ontology annotation, cellular component: cytoplasm. The transcript is spliced from 3 exons. The record is from RefSeq and is a predicted model, not a curated record.
AUGGUUCCAGCACAGCGCGGACAUGCCACGACAUUGGCAACCACUGCUAUUUCCCCGGUCGCAGGAACAACAACAACCACAUACUCGGGCUCCACAAUUCCGCUGCCCGUCGCGCAGCGAAAACACAACAAUGCUGCGGGCUUCGUCCCGUCGCAACCACGGCAGCAAGGAUGGGUCAAUGUCAAGGAGGGGAGCAUUUUGACUGCCUGGAGAGAGAGGCACAUGGUUUUGAAAAAGGCAUGGAUCGACUUUUGCAAGACAGAGGGUGGGAAACCCACGUAUACGCUCCUGCUGGCUGACGUGGUCAGCGUCGGCCGAGUCGAGACCGGCACCCCCAUCCUGGAGGUGAAGAGAAGGGCGAGCGGGCAAUCGUCCAGUCCUGGCGAAAAGGACGGCGACCUGCGCAUCUUGCAGGUCAAGACGAGGACCGAAGACGAGCUCUACACCUGGAUCGACUCCAUCUACAUGGCAUGCCCAGGUCUCGGUGGCGUAAGCAAUCCCACCAACUUUUCGCACGCCGUGCACGUCGGGUUCAAUGCCAUGACCAAGGAGUUUGUCGGACUGCCGCAUCAAUGGGUUCAGCUCUUGAGCGCUUCCGCCAUCACCAAGGAAGAUUAUGCGCGCAACCCGCAGGCCGUCAUUGAGGCAGUUGACUUUUAUGCGGACCUUACCAAAAUGUCGGACAAUCCAGAAGAGUUCUUGGCGCUGUCUCCAACGUCGGCGGCCUGGUUACAUGAAGAGCUGGAGGAGCAGAAUUUCGAACCGAUUCCGCCGCAUUCCUCGGACAUGGAAGGCACGGGCCUGGUACCGGCACCCCUUCGACCAAAAAACGUUGGUCCCCCACAACCCGUUCCCGGCAGACCCUCGGGUCAGCAGGAUGAACUGAGGACAGAAGACCGAAGCAAGAACAGAGACAGAGCGCCCCACGAAACCCUCGGAAACCCUGCCAUCAAACCCCCCCCGGAUGGUUCAAGUGACGCUCGCGGAACCGCCCCGGGUAUGCAGCCUUUGCGGAAGGCGCCAGCUGCACCGAAAGCUGCCAGGAUUCCUGCCGGGCCAACGUCGGACGCAAAUAGUCAACCUCCGGCUGGUUCCGUGGCCGCAUUGACCACUGUCCCGGCCGCGAAGGAGGUGCCGCAAGACAAUCUGGUGCCGAAUGCUGCAGUGACGGCGAUCCCCGUUCCGUCGAAACGCCGUCAAGCGAUUCGACACCUGACCACGUCCGAAGCCGACUUGAUCUCCAGGCUUCAGAGGGUCGUGUCCACGGGAAAUCCAGACGAGUCCUACUCGAGGCAAAAGAAGCUGGGUCAGGGUGCAUCCGGCUCCGUCUAUGUAGCUAAAAUCAAAGACGGCGCCGUGGGGAUUGCUCGAGACGUGGUGGAGGAGCGCGGCCCAGGUACUCGUGUAGCUAUCAAGGAGAUGAACCUGGCUCGUCAGCAACGCAAGGAGCUUCUUGUUGACGAGAUUAUGAUAAUGAGGGACAGCCGACACGAGAACAUUAUCAACUUCCUCGAGGCAUUUCUGCUGAACGACAAUAGGCAGCUAUGGGUGGUGAUGGAUUACAUGGACGCCGCUUUGAACGACGUCAUUGAUCGCAACCCGGAAAUUCCCGAACGGCACAUGGCUACUAUUUGCAGGGAGGUCUGCAAAGGGCUGCAGUAUCUUCACCAGAGGCGCAUUAUCCACCGAGACAUCAAAAGCGAUAAUGUUCUCAUGGAUCGGGGGGGGAACAUCAAGAUCACCGACUUUGGGUUCUGCGCCAAGCUCACCGAGCGGCGGUCCAAGCGGGCCACCCUGGUCGGCACCACGUACUGGAUGGCACCGGAGGUUGUUCGCCAGAAAAAGUACUGCUUCAAGGUUGACGUCUGGUCACUGGGGAUCAUGGCCAUUGAGAUGGCCGAGCUGGAGCCUCCGUACAUGGACGAGGAGCCCCUGAGGGCCUUGUAUCUAAUCGCCACGGCGGGGACGCCUCCGUUGCGGAACCCGACCAAGCACAGCCCGAUCCUAAAGUCGUUUCUGGCGAGAUGCUUGCGCGUGGAGGUGCAACAGCGGGCCUCUGUCGACGAGCUGCUGGCGCACGAGUUUGUCAGGUCUGGGGGAUCGGUGAGCGAGCUGGGGGAGCUGCUGGACCUGAAGAUGUAG